AUGCCGGUCAUGCCUUCGGCGAAGGGAGGCCGACGGGGCCAACGAUGUGCCCUGGCCCUGUUCUCCCUUGCGGUGCUCUGCCUCUGCGUCUUCCGUAGCACCGGCGCCUUCGUGAGCAAGCCGCAAGUCACUCCAAGGCUCAGCCCGCGCUCCACACACCAGGAUUUGGCGAAGGAUGGGUCGCAAGGGCGACCCGCCCGUUCGGAGAUUGCGGAGAUCGCGGGCGUGGGUACCUUGGACGCAGCAACCGAGGAGUGGCUGUCUGCACUUCCCAGCUGGUUCUGGCGCGGGGUGAUCCUGGUCCUGUGCAUGCUCUGGGCAACCAACUUUGCCGUCAUCAAGGAGAUCACCGCGCAGCCAGGGGUCACCACGCAGAUGUACGCAGUGUCACGGUUUACAGUGGCAGCGGGGCUGAUGUCGCCCUGGAUCUCAACGGCCUCUUCGCCCAAAGUGCUUGCACAGGCAGUUGAGUGCGGCCUCUGGGUCGCCUUUGGCUACAUCGGCCAGGCCGUCGGCCUCAUGACGACCACGGCCUCCAAGUCCUGCUUCAUCUGCACGCUGAACGUCGUCUUCGUGGCGAUGAUCGUGGGAAUCACCAAGCGGAAGUUCGAUCCGCAGACGCUGUGCGCGGCCGUGUUGGCCGUUGCCGGUGUCGGCUUCCUCGAGCUGGCCGGGUCGCAGCAGUUCGUCAUCGGAGACCUGAUCUCCCUGGCGAUGCCCGUCGGCUUCGGUAUGGGAUACAUCCGGCUGGAGGAGAUUAUGGCCGAAAGCCCCAAGGACGCUCUGCCAGUGACAGCCGUGAAGUUGGGAGUGGUCGCUCUGGCCUCCUGGGCCUACUACGCCCUCACCGCGGGCGCCGUGGACCUGGACCCCGUGUUCGCCUCCUCCACGGCGCUGACGGGCAUUUUGUACACCGGGGUGGUCACAACAGCUAUGGCACUGGUGGUCGAAUCAGUCGCCUUCCGCUUUAUCGAUGCCACCUCGGCAUCAGUCAUCUUCACCACGGAGCCGCUCUGGGCUGCCAUCUUCGCCGUCUGGCUGAUCAACGAGCCCUUCUCGGCAGUGGACGCCGUCGGAGGCGCUCUGGUCAUCGGCGCCAACGUGGUGAAGGACAUGCCGUCGGAGAACCUGCCCUGGAACUGGGGCAAGGAGGGUGAGUCGGACCGAUGA
Symbiodinium natans is the source of this 1170-nucleotide messenger RNA. Lineage: Eukaryota; Dinophyceae; Suessiales; Symbiodiniaceae. The record is from the annotation of a GenBank genome assembly.